GGGAAGAGGAGGGCUGAGCCUUGAAGCUGCUGGGGAACUUAAAGCGAGCAGGGGGAGGAGGAGGAGAAGAAGGAUUGAUAUAACAGAGCGGCUGUUCUCACUCAAUUCUCACUCCAAACCUUUGAACCAAACACCGAUAACGGGGAGCGGGCUUUCCAUUCAUUUUCGGGCGCAGGCAACUUUUCUUUCUUGAGUCCGUGGCGCGGGUCCGUUCACCACAGAACACACUUUUAUUUUGUUAUUCUUUAUUUUUGUGCGUAAAAAGCGAAACACGAGACAGCGAGGCAUCGGCAGAUCCGAAACUUUUGCAAGACGCCAGCUUGACGUGAACUUUGUCUCUUGUUAAAAAAUUGCAUGACAUUUCUUUGAAGGACUUGAGAGCCUGACAGUUGCUUCACCAACCGCGUGGUGUGGGAUUUGGAGCCGAAACGGGGAGUUCUCCAAUGCAAAAGUACAUGUAUGAGAAAGCGAUGGCACAAGAGACAAGGAACGGAGGAACCUCUACAUUAAAUAACAACAAUGGUGUUGACAACAGCAAGAAGAAGCUGCUCAUAGCGCUAGACAUCUUCUGUCUUUUACUUGCCAUGCUGCCAUCCCUGGUUCUGCACCGCACCUCUAUUCGUCCCUACCAGAGGGGUUUUUACUGCAGCGACUCCAGCCUGAACUACCCCUACAAGAGAAGCACCGUACCCUCCUCAGUGCUCAUUUCUGUUGGCUUGACACUGCCCGCGGUGUCUAUUGUGAUUGGAGAAUGCUAUAGGAUUCACCAACUACACGAAGGAACCAAAUCAUUUGUUGGGAAUCCCUACGUCGCAGCUCUCUACAAACAGAUGGGUGUGUUUCUGUUUGGCUGUGCCGUCAGCCAGUCAUUCACAGACAUCGCCAAGGUGUCGGUGGGUCGAAUGAGACCUCACUUCUUAGAUGUGUGUAGACCAGAUUUCUCCACCAUCAACUGUUCGCUGGGGUACAUCACCAACUACACCUGCAGUGGUGAAGAGAGCGAAGUACAGGAGGCCAGGAAAUCCUUCUUCUCAGGACAUGCCUCUUUCUCAAUGUUUACCAUGCUUUACCUGGCUUUUUAUCUCCAGUCCAGGUUUACAUGGCGUGGCGCUCGCCUCCUCCGCCCUUUGCUCCAGUUCACCCUCCUGAUGAUGGCCUUCUACACCGGCCUAUCCCGUGUCUCCGACCACAAGCAUCACCCCACCGACGUCCUGGCAGGUUUCGUGCAGGGAGCCCUGGUGGCUUACUGCAUAGUGUUCUACGUGUCAGACCUGUUCAAGCCAAGGGUGAAGCCGGCCACGCCCCCGCCCUCCCCGAUCAAGAAGGAGCUGCUGCCUUCAUCCGACAUCAUCGAGAGGAACAACCACCACAACAUGGUGUGAGAGAGGCCACAUCUCCUUCCUGUGACUGAGGAGCCAAUAACAGUGCUGCUCACCUCCCAUCGGACAGUAGAAUGUAGCGACAAGAGACUGUAGCUGCUUCUUAAAUGGCAUCCUCCUCCCUUUCGCAGUGUCCAGCGAGGCACUUCGUGGACUAGGGUGUCAGAUUUGAGAUUUGCACAGCAGAGUCCACUCUCACUAUCCAGACUUAUUUACUUUAACUACUAAUCAAACUUUUGAGCCCAUCCAUUUGAGCACAAACAGAAAACUAAUUGGAAACUACAAAGUUAAGAAAGCGAUGACUUGACAGGCAGACCUGAGGGUGUGGAGGUUUGAUGAAGUGUAACCACAUGAAGGGAAGAAAAAAACAAAUGAAGAAGACAAAAAUGAUAAGAGAAAAAAGACAAACCCCCUGCCUAGGGAGAGAGGGAUUUCCAGUGAUGCUUCCUCUCCGAACUCUCUGUGGCCUUGGAAACGUCGUAGAACAACUUCCUUAGCUAAGGGAAGGAUAUUACUGCAAUAACUAGCAGCAUAGAAAUAUUAACAGGAUAGAAAAAUAUAACUUAUAGCACUGUUUUAACUUCAUUAUCCAUUAUCACCACUUGCUGCCUGAGAUGUCUGACUGGAAAAAAAAACUUGAACAUGCUGACAUCAGGAGACAGAAACACUGACUCCAAACAAGGAUAACGAUAGCAUAGCAUGACUUUUAUGACGGUAACCCUGAGCAGGCCACCAUGAGGAUCACACUCUGAUCUUUCCAGGCCUUUAAACCAGAUCAGACCUUUCUGCUCUGGAAAGUGAAGCCCUCCAACAUCACAUAACUCUGUCUCCAGAUCAGCACGUCAAGCUUUUUGUAGCGGACUUUCAGAGCGGCCCAAACCCGGGAUGUUGCAUUCUUUUUGAGGGUUAGAUGUAGUGAAGGGGGGAUGAAUUCUGUGGAAUGUGAGCCAGACCUCACAGCCUCCCAGCACCUCAGUGAGAGGCGUGGCUGUGCCAUGCAGCUCCCUGGUGUUGGGGCCGUCUGUCCGGCUUCCUAACCAGGAAGUUGGCAGAUGGCCGGAGUGAAGGGGUGCGGUCUGUCACCAUGGAAAGAGGGUGAUGAUUUACAGCUAAGCUGGCACAUUAUUUUGGGAUGAUUUGGGCUCUUUCCGCUGGCAGGGAGGGGCUCUCACCCACCCAAUCACUCUUUGGCAAUGGAUGUUUGUCUCUCAAUGUGUGUGUGUGUUUGUGUGUGUGUGUGUGUGUGUGUGUGUGUGUGUGUGUGUGUGUGUGUGUGUAUGUGUGUGUGUGUGUGCGUGUUGUGUACAAUCUUGUGUGCCUGUGCUUGUACAUCUUGUGAGUGUGCUUGUGUGUGUGUUUGCAAUCGUUCGAGCGCUGUGCCCUGUGAAAAGGACCCCCCUCUUGAUAAACUGUGUCAAAUGAAAAAUGUGUGUGAGAGAGCAGGUGAACGUUAUAAAAACUGUGGAUCUAGUAUUUUUAUUCUCUGCGAAGAAGCAUCUUUAACCUUGCAUGUCUCUAGCCUGUCCUGUAUAAUCACUAACAGUUGUACAGUACCAGACGCAGAAGUCCCUUUUUAUUUACAGCCUACUCAGAUAUCCUCCUCCAACAACACACUCCGCCAUGUUGCACAUCUUUCUCAUCGUACAGUCCGUCCUAUCAUUUCACAAAGCCGUUUUCACUCUCUUUUUAUAAAUAUAUAAAUAAUGUAUAGAUCACUAAAAUUAACUCUGUAAGAUAUUGUUUCUUAACAUGUUUAGAUAUAUCCACUAUGAUUACAGACCUGUGUUCUUUACAAACAAUGCUGCUUAAAAAGCAUCGAUUGACAGAUUUUUGUAUCUAGAUGACUAAACUAUUGUAGAUUGUUAUAGUUACGUUUGUAAUAUGCAUUCAAAACAAAUACACCCACAAUUGUAUUAAAAUUCAAUAUUAGUAUUUUUGUAUUGUCUUGUUUUUUGUACAAAAGAAAUAGUAGUAAUGCCGUUUUUUCUGCUAAAUGUACUUAGCUCCAUUACAUGUGCUUUUAAAUAAAAAGCUCAUCAUGAACACA
Amphiprion ocellaris (clown anemonefish) is the source of this 3426-nucleotide messenger RNA. It is a transcript of the gene plpp3, whose product is annotated as phospholipid phosphatase 3. The transcript is spliced from 7 exons. NCBI's taxonomy places the organism in Eukaryota, Metazoa, Chordata, Actinopteri, Pomacentridae. Gene Ontology annotation, biological process: phospholipid dephosphorylation; phospholipid metabolic process; canonical Wnt signaling pathway. The record is from RefSeq and is a predicted model, not a curated record. Gene Ontology annotation, molecular function: phosphatidate phosphatase activity. The coding region runs from base 444 to 1382 and encodes 312 amino acids.